Diceros bicornis minor is the source of this 2863-nucleotide messenger RNA. RefSeq names its product stabilizer of axonemal microtubules 2 (gene SAXO2). The transcript is spliced from 4 exons. Gene Ontology annotation, molecular function: microtubule binding. Gene Ontology annotation, biological process: microtubule anchoring. The record is from RefSeq and is a predicted model, not a curated record. The coding region runs from base 91 to 1455 and encodes 454 amino acids. Gene Ontology annotation, cellular component: axonemal microtubule; cytoskeleton; centriole. Lineage: Eukaryota; Metazoa; Chordata; Mammalia; Perissodactyla; Rhinocerotidae.
AGCGGCGCCGCGCCGGUUGCCCGGAAGCCGCAGUUGCCUUGACGACGGCGGGCGCGGAGGAGCCGAGAAGCAGAGUCGGCGGCCGGGGCCAUGAGGACCUGGUGUCUGUGUCAGAUCUGCACCUGCGGGCGACAUCAUUGUCCACAUGGAACCACAAGGAUUUAUGAAAAUUCUGGCGUGUCUUGCCCCACAACUGAAUAUUUGGAAAAAUAUCCUGUGUAUGGCGAUGUUCUUCCGCCUCAAAGUCUUAAACCCAAGCAAGAAUUUCGAGCAUGCCGUGGUAAAAUGGAAGGAAUAACAACAUUUAAGUCGGAUUAUCGUCCUUAUGAUAUAGCCAAACAGCCUCACCGUGUACCAGAAGAAUGGAAACCAAAACAGGGGGAGAUUGAUCUUGGCACUACCUACAAACGUGAUUUUAAUUCUUAUAAAGUGCAGCCUGUGGCAAUAGUCCGGCCUUUGGAGAAACAACAAGUUAAAAAAGGAAAGUUGGACACUGUCCCAACCUAUAAAGAUGAUUAUAGGGCUUGGGACAUUCAGAAAAGUGAACUUCAUAAACCAGAACAAGCUUACUACCACCCUACUGUGAAAUUUGGAAAUUCAACUAUAUUUCAGGAUGACUAUGUUGCGCAGGAGGUAAAGCCUAGGCAAAGCUUUAAACCCAGCCCUGUGGUCCAGCGUCCCACAGACCCUUUUAAUGGUGACACAAGUCAUCGCCUUGAUUAUGUCCCUUAUCAGCUAGAAGUCAAGUCUGCAAGGCCAAAAGAAGUUUACAAACCAACCAACCAACCCUUUGAAGAUCUCACAACUCACCGAUACGACUUUCAGGGUCUGGUUGGUGAAACUGCAAAAAUCUGCAGACCUGCAUAUACCAGAGUGACCCAAAAAGCUCAGUUUGAAGGAAGCACUGAAUUCCGUGAAAGUUUUCGACCAUGGGAAAUCCCACCACCUGAAGUCAAGAAAGUACAGGAGUAUGUCCCUCCUACAGGUGCCAUGCAGUUAAACAGCACAAGCCAUCUCGACUAUGUUCCAUAUCAGGCCAAACGUAUUCUUCCCAUCAGGCCAGUUUCCCAUAGAAGAAAUAACAAUUAUCCUUUCCAAGGAAAAAGCACCAUGAAGGAAGAUUUUCCAGUGUGGGAAAGUUGUCGUCAGGGUCUUAUUAAGAAGCAGCAGCAGAUUCCUAACCCAUCUGGAAAAUUUGAUGGUUUGAGCACUUUCAGAUCUCACUAUGUGCCUCAUGAAUUGAUUCCAACGGAGAGUUGCAAACCUUUAAAUGUUCCUUUUAAGAGUUCUAUUCCAUUUGAUGACGUAACCGUGUACUCUAUAGAGUAUGCACCAAAGAAACAGGAAAUCUGCCCUGCUAGCUAUCCCUCUCCUCCAGGUUAUAUCUUUGAAAAUACAAAUUCCCGAGGUCAUAAAUUUUUCCGUAAGAUCAUUCCCAUAGUGAAGGCCUUCUGAUCAUCAAAUCAUGUUUAAAAGGAAGCUAACAAACAGGGUGUUGGUUUUCCAAGGGCAAAACCAAUUUUUGAUAGUAGAAAAAAAUUAUGAGAGUUAAAAAAAAUCCAUUUUUAAAUUUUUAAACAAAAUUGGCAAAUUUAUUAUAGGAAAUCAGGAUCUUAAAAUCCAUUUUGUAUUGAUAGUUUUACCAAGAUUUUUCUUUAAUAUGCAUUUCUGAAAGUUGAAUAAGGUACAUUCCCAUCUAAAUUAUUUUAAUCCACAACAUACUGUUUGGUAGCUUGUCUCCAAUCUGUUAUCAUUUAUACUUGUGUUUAUAGUUAUGGCAAUUAUAUGGUUAUUCACAUACCAGUUAUCCCUUUUCAAGGCAUUAGGACUAUCUAGCACACCAUUGAAAAUGGUACAUAGAUUCCUCUUCCAAGACAAGAAUAUUCAUUUCCUCAGACUUUAAGGCAUCUGCUUCAUGUACACCGAGUCCUGUUUUGGUGGGUGGUGUUUAAGAUGGCUGCACUGCUCCUCACUGUGUUCAAGGUAGUAAGACGAGGAAAGGCUCUGUGGCUGGGAAUCUGAGGACCUGAGUUCAAGUUCUGAUGACAUUGGUUUGUAUUUGUGCUACCCUAGGCAAGUGACUCAUGUCUUUGAGCCUCAGUGUUUUCAUUUGUAAAAGGAUAUCUGCUCUGCCUGCCUCGCAAAACUUUUGUUUUGAGCAUCAGAUCAUAUGAUACAUUGUAAUCCAUAAAGUAAAAGUGCUCAGCAAAGGUCAGGGAUUGUUAAUGAGCCACUGAGUCUCUCUUUGUACCUGUUUUCUCCUUUUUCAAAUUAGGAUAAUUGCCUACUCAGUACUCACUUUCUGGCCUGUAGCAAGGAUUGUAAAAUAACCUACCUUGCUUCCAGUUUAGGAGCAGUAUGACUUCUGAGAAGAGUCUUGCCGUCUAAAGCUUCCCGAGCUCCUGAGUUGUCGCAGAGAAUGGAGAGCUUGGAUUGGGGGGAAUAACAUGGUUUGAAUGACAGUAUUUCCAGAAAGGAAAAAGCAUUUGCCAGAAUACUUUUAAGAAUGACUGACAGCUCUGAAGAAAUCUUCAGGGUAACCUUAGUUAAUUGUGCACCUAAUUGCCAUGCCCAGAGUCAGGGUUCAGAAGAGGAACCAGGCUCAGCAUGGGGCGUAAUUAUGUCCUCCUCCUCCCCCAGUGUGAAUAUACAUGCUCAGAAGGGAGGGAAGAAAUGAUGCCAGUAAUGAAGUAGAAGGAACAUAUUGCACUUAUAAAUGCUGAAAAUUUCCUAAUGAAUUGGACUCUUUGGGUGUUUUUUUCCUUUGAAAGAUGAUUGCAUUAUGGUAUAAUAUGAUUUAUUUAUCUUAAAGUUUAGUCUUUUGUAUCUUUAGAAUUAUUUCAAACUAUAUACUUAAUUGAGA